Molecule: messenger RNA, 1815 nt
Organism: Copidosoma floridanum
Lineage: Eukaryota; Metazoa; Arthropoda; Insecta; Hymenoptera; Encyrtidae
Product: regulator of G protein signaling 7
Biological process (GO): regulation of G protein-coupled receptor signaling pathway; positive regulation of GTPase activity; G protein-coupled receptor signaling pathway
Cellular component (GO): plasma membrane; neuron projection; cytoplasm
Molecular function (GO): GTPase activator activity
Source: RefSeq, a predicted model, not a curated record
AUGAAUUAUGAAGUCUUCUCCAGGGAAAGGGGAUUGGUUAAUAGGUGCGGCAAUGUACCCUCACAUAUUGGUGGUGAGUGGAUAGCCCCGGUGACUAGGCCAAUAAGUGUCUACAGUAACCCGGUAAAGAUAGCAAAGGAUCGCAAAAAAAGUGACAAAAUCGUAUGUGACUCACAGGAGAGGGCAUUUUGGCGAGUAUGUCGACCACCACCAAACUGCCCAAAUAGCUUCGACGUACUAUCUCUGCCAUCAAGAGCUUGGUUGAUGAGGCCACCACCUCGCAAACGCACUCUUACAGAUGUAAAACGUGAGGUAGAACUCCUACAGAAUAGCUUAACUCGAACAAGAAUAAAGUUUUCAGUUGCUGUUGAAAAUCUUACAUCAUAUUAUAAAGUAUACAUAGAACAUGAUCCAAUGAUUACGCAACCACAACCAUCAAAUCCAUGGAUCACAGAAGAUGCUACAUUUUGGCAAUUAAAUAGCCCAUUAGUCAACGUUUCUACUGAAAGACGUGUUAAAAGAUGGAAAAUAUCUUUGGAAGAGUUGAUGUCAGAUCCAUCAGGCCUGCAGGAGUUCACCAAUUACUUAAAAAAAGAAUACUGUCUUGAAAAUAUUCGGUUUUGGUUAGCUGUUAAACACCUCAGACAUAGUUCUCAAACGAAAAUUCAUGAAAAAGUUGAAGAAAUUUUCAAGGAAUUUUUAGUGUCUGGAGCGCCAAGUGAAAUAAAUAUUGACAGUAAGGCCAAAGAAAAAGUACAUCAGGCAAUGAAGAGUCCAAAUAGGUUUAUAUUCGAUUCUGCUGCUGAGCACGUCUACACAAUGCUAUUGAAAAAAGACUGUUAUCCAAGGUUUAUUCGUUCUGAACAUUUUCAAAAUCUUCUUACGGCUGCAUUCAGGCCACUCCGGAAAAAUACAUUUUUCAACUUUGGUGGUCAGGGAAAAAAGAAAGCACCAGUAGGUGCACCAUUAUCUGUAUGUAGUCUGCAACAACAGCAGCAUGGACAUUCUGGAGGCCUUGGAACUUUAGGUAGACGCAGGGGCAGUGAACGUAGUUUAUCUGGCUCAGCCCAUGAAUUGGUCUUGUGUGGCGUUAGAGAUGCAGCAGCUUUGCCUCCUCAAGUGUCACACUCUCACAGCCAAUCAAAUCUUACGGACAUUCCUUACAGGGAUGCUACAAAAACAGAGACGGUGCCUCAGCCUACAGAUGAUGUAUGCCCGUGGGAAACAGCUCAAACAGCAGUUACUCCUAGACAAAAAUCAUUAACUAGAGCUAGAAUACAUAAGUCACAUCAGCUUUUUUCUGUGCAUCCUAAAUCAGCAGCCUCAACUUUGUCAUUAGUUAAAGUGUCUUGUCAAGACUCCGAGAAAGAGUUCAACUUGUUUUCUUCGUCUUCAGACGUUAGUGUAGGUGUGAAAGAGGUCUCAAAUCAGCUCCAUGAAUGUAAUAGUAUCUUUGCAGCUGCUAAUACCUCUUAUCAUUCAAACUAUACACAUCACCGUUAUUUUCAUGAUUAUCAUGAGCAGCAAUAUUCAGGAGCACUUUCACUCAAUCCAGAUCAAACGCAGACUAAUUUUUCCAUUGGCUUAGCACAGAAAAUAAGCUCCAAAAAUCAAUUGCCAGAAACUUCAAGAGCAAGUAUUUCAUCCUGUUAUUUUUCUUCAUCUCAUAAUUCUUUGGACUCGUCAUACAAUCAGAGACAACAGUUACGUCAUCAAGCAGCUAGCAUUACUGAAGUAUUAAUAACAAGCCCUGUAAAUACUAUACCUCACAAGAUAUUAGAGGAUUCUCUGAAGUUGGAAAAAAUAUCUCUGUAA